AUGUCGAAGGAGUCGACCUCUCGUCCGGAUCCUAUCCGGAAAAGAUCCGGGAGUGAUACAACCGCUGGCCGAAACACAAUGUCAAUGGCGGACACGGCUCAAGGAAAUGAGACCAGAGACCGGUCACAGUCAGUGACUGCGGAAACAGCAAGGCCUUCAAUUCCUCCAAGUACUGGGUUCGAUUCUACCGAUAGAGUGUUCCCGAUUCGCUCAGUCGUUUCAGUUGCCCCAGCGCCUGCCUCAGGUGCCCAAUCCUGGGGCGCAACAUCGCCGGUCCGUGAAGGUGCUCGGCAAUAUCCGAUCAUCGAUUCGAGAACAUGGGAUGAAAUGCAGGCCCGCGCCCGAUCUCCAGCAGCCUCACCACCAUCGAGCACAGAGCCAACUGCCCCCACCGCCACGGCACGCCAUGAGACCCACACAACCCACGAAGAGACAGAUCUAGCCGCCCACUCUAUGGCAACCCAGGUCGUUCAAAACCCAGAGGAAUAUAUUGAGGAGGAAAGAGAUGGCGAUAAGGCUUCAAUAUCAAGCUCCACCCCUCAUGCAUCGGUUCAACGAAUACACCCUGAGGACCCGUAUAGUAAUAUGACAACUCGAUUCACCCAUAAAGUGACCGAGGAUGGCCAUGUUGUAAUCACAGGUCGAGACGGUGAAUUCCAGUAUUGUGAAGAUGAGCCAAUCCGCAUUCCCGGCGCCAUUCAGAGCUUUGGUGUGAUGUUAGCACUCCGAGAAGAAAUGCCAAAUCAGCUCGUGGUCCGCAUUGUCAGCGAAAACGCCCAUGAUAUAAUGGGGUAUACGCCACGGGACCUGUUCAACCUUGAAAACUUCUGCGACAUAUUAAAGGAAGAUCAAGCUGACAACUUAUUGGAUCAUGUCGAUUUUGUGCGCGACGACGCAUAUGACCCGACGGUUGACGGCCCUGAUGUUUUUGUUCUUGUUAUUCCCACCCCAUCAGGCGAGGACCGCCGUUUCUGGUGUGCGGCACAUGUCAGCCCUUCCCAGAAAGACCUUAUCAUCUGUGAGCUAGAGCUAGAAGAAGAUGAAAAGAACCCCUUAAAUGUGGAAGGUAGAGCCACCCCAGCCACCCCCGCGGACACACUAGGUGCUGUUCCAACUGCGGAACAGUUUGCAGCAAGCAUGAUCAAUAUCAGCCAGCCUCUCCGGGUCCUCCGCAACGCACGGCGAAGGAAAGGCGAGGCCGCUGCAAUGGAGGUCUUUAGCAUCUUGAGCCAAAUACAGGAGCAACUAGGCCGCGCCAAUGAUCUCGAUACGCUGCUGAAUACUGCGACUGGGCUGGUAAAAGAGCUGACUGGGUUUCACCGAGUCUUAAUCUAUCAAUUCGAUAGCAGCUGGAAUGGGCUGGUGGUUGCCGAGCUCAUGAACCCGGAUGCCUCGAUUGACAUCUUUAAAGGGCUGCAUUUUCCCGCAUCGGACAUACCGGCCCAAGCUCGUGAGCUGUACAAGAUUAAUAAGGUGCGCAUCUUGUACGAUCGCGAUCGUCAAACAUCUCGACUCGUUUGCAGGACGCUGGACGAUCUGGAGACCCCUCUUGACAUGACCCACGCAUUCCUUCGCGCCAUGUCGCCGGUCCAUGUGAAAUACCUCGCCAACAUGGAAGUCCGCGCCUCGAUGUCUAUUAGCAUCAACGCCUUCAAUGAUUUGUGGGGUUUGAUAUCGUGCCACACUUACGGUGAUGCGGGGAUGCGAGUUUCAUUCCCGGUGAGGAAAAUGUGUCGCCUGCUUGGAGACACUGUGUCUCGGAACAUCGAGCGCCUGUCGUACGCAAAUCGCCUCCAAGCGCGGAAACUAAUCAACACCGUGCCAACGGAGGCCAACCCUUCCGGGUACAUCAUUGCUUCUACAGACGAUUUGCUUCAACUCUUCAACGCAGACUACGGUGCUUUGUCCAUCCGGGAUGAAACCAAAAUUCUCGGAAACGGCUCCAACACGCAAGAGGUCCUGGCUUUGCUGGAGUUCAUCCGUAUGCGGCAGCUUAACUCGGUCCUUGCGUCCCAUGAUAUUAUCAAAGAUUUCCCGGACUUUCGGUAUGACCCGGGACUGAAAGCCAUAUCUGGGCUGCUCUAUGUUCCCUUGUCAACUGGUGGCAAUGACUUCAUUGUUUUCUUCCGCAAAGGUCACCUGACAGAAAUCAGCUGGGCGGGUAAUCCGUACGAAAUUAAGAAGCAAAAGGAGACUGCUGGUUAUCUGGAACCUCGGCAAAGCUUUACUACAUGGAGGGAAAGUGUGCUCAGCCAAUCGCGGGAAUGGUCAGAGACAGAUGUCGAGACCGCUGCAGUCCUGUGUCUUGUGUACGGUAAAUUCAUCAAGGUCUGGCGACAGAAAGAGGCCGCAAUGCAGAAUUCUCAACUCACACGACUUCUCCUCGCCAAUUCCGCGCAUGAGGUCCGCACACCCCUCAAUGCAAUCAUCAACUAUCUUGAGAUUGCACUAGAAGGCGCCCUGGAUUCCGAAACUCGUGAUAGCUUGACGAAAUCUCAUUCGGCUUCAAAGUCUCUCAUCUAUGUCAUUAAUGAUCUCCUUGAUUUGACCAAUACUGAGAAAGGCAGAGAGCUCAUCAAGGACGAGUCAUUUGAUCUCCCAGAUACUUUCCAUGAAGCAACUGAUAUGUUGUCUGGUGAGGCUAGACGCAAACAAAUCUCAUUCACCGUGUCCGCCCAACCUGGAAUUCCGAGGAGGGUUCUUGGCGACCAGCGGCGAGUCCGGCAAGUCUUCUCUAAUAUCAUCUCCAAUGCCAUCCAGCAAACCGAAUCCGGUGCUGUGACGGUAGAACUGUGGCGCUCCGCGAUAAAAGCACUUCCCGAUCAUGUUGCCGUGGAGAUGAUGGUUAUGGACACCGGCGCUGGAAUGUCUAAACAAAAACUUGAAGCCCUCUUCCAUGAACUUGAGCAGGUGUCUUCCGACGAUGACUACUAUCCGGAGGAAAACAAUAACAGUACCCCGCCAAGUAGCUCUAAGCGUGUGCUUGGCUUGGGGCUUGCUCUCGUAGCGCGGAUCGUUUACAACAUGCAUGGUCAGCUUGGAGUCAAAUCUGAAGAGGGUAAGGGCAGUCGGUUCAAAGUUCUCUUGCAGUUCCGACUCCCAGAGGGUGAACCAACUGCAACACCCGCUGAAGCGACUCUUCCUGGUCAUGUUGCCGCGCCGCUGAAGCCUACGAUAUACGAUCGGGAAUUCACUUUGACACGGGGGCACCAACAAAGUCCAGAUGGCCGAAGACGGAGCUCCGAGAGUCUUCGCAGUGGAAGUAGCUCUCGUAGCGCCCGAAGUCAAGCGGAUCGCCUCAUCAGUGCUAUGCAAGAACCUGCACUUGGCUCCAGAUCGGGCAGCGAAACUGGAAGCUUGAGCAAGGUCAAGCUUCCAAUCAGCCCGCACGGCAGUGGAGAGGUGCCUUUGUCUGUCGGCUCGCCACCUCUGCCGCCUCCUUCCACAAGGCGACGAUCCAAUAGCUUCAGGGUGUCCGCUGGGCAUAAUCCUCAUGCCAGUCUCGCCACCGUUUCGCAUACACCACCGCUUUCCCUCCAGCCUACAUCCGUGCCUUCCCUUCCAGGGACGACAAAUGUGACAGAUUCAGGUGUACCUCUCAGAAACAAGACCAAUCCUAUUUCCCACCGAUGCCGUCCGGGCUCAAGGACGAAUUCAUGGGAACAUGCCUCCACCAUCGGAUCUUCUACCACACCCACCUCCAUCGCCCCUUCAAAGACUUCCGGGGCCCCCUUAUUGAGUGUGCUUGUCGCCGAAGACGACCCUAUCAAUUGUAAAAUCAUCCAGAAGCGCCUGACAAAGCUGGGACAUACCGUUGAAGUUACGAUGAACGGGGAGGCUUGUGCAACUGCAUUCGCGACCAAGAUGGAUAAUUUUGAUGUUAUCUUAAUGGACAUACAAAUGCCUAUUGUUGAUGGCAUGGGUGCGACUCGCUCCAUUCGUGAUUUUGAGACGAAGGUUGGUACAGGACAGCUCUCUGACAAGGCAAAGCUCAACGAUCGCGUCCCAAUAUUUGCUGUCUCGGCAUCAUUACAAGAGUCAGACAAGCAGAAAUACAUUGACACGGGCUUCGAUGGCUGGGUCAUGAAGCCCAUCGACUUCAAUCGUUUGAAUGUUCUGUUCAAUGGGUUGACAGAUGCGGCCAUAAGAAAAGAUUCAACAUACACCCCUGGCGAGUGGGAAAACGGCGGAUGGUUCUGA
This is a messenger RNA of Penicillium chermesinum, 4200 nucleotides long. It is a transcript of the gene fphA, whose product is annotated as putative sensor histidine kinase/response regulator. The transcript is spliced from 3 exons. NCBI's taxonomy places the organism in Eukaryota, Fungi, Ascomycota, Eurotiomycetes, Eurotiales, Aspergillaceae. Gene Ontology annotation, molecular function: phosphorelay sensor kinase activity; protein binding. Gene Ontology annotation, biological process: detection of visible light; phosphorelay signal transduction system; regulation of DNA-templated transcription. The record is from RefSeq and is a predicted model, not a curated record. Bases 1 to 4200 code for a protein of 1399 amino acids.